AACAUGGGAGGAUAUAUACGCAGAAGAGAAAAUUUGACAUAAAGGGCUUAUAUAAGGAAAAAUAUAUAAAGUUAUAUUCUAAUUCCCCACUUGUAUGUUGAGAAUAAUAAUUGUAGCUAAACUUAAAACAUUCUUAGCUACGUACCCCGCAUGCGAUAAAUAAGGCAAUUAAUUUUACUUUCACUUAUAGACCUUGAGCAAGGAAUUCACGUACUAAUUAAAAUUACAUAUCUAACUUCGAAAAAAACACACACAAUUCUGCGUUUUUUUUUUUUUUUAAUUCAUUUGUGGCCCAUCCUUUUUUCAGUGUUAAGGCAAAACACUACAAUAUUAAGAGACCCUUAAUUAAAGGCAAGUUGGCUUAAUAAGGGAUUCUAAAAACGGAUAGAAUAAUGCAAUGCAAAGAUCAAAGACAGUCAAAUGAGGAUUUUAAUGUUGCAUAAUGGAAUAAAGAUACAUGUGACUAUAUAUAUUAUGUAUGCAAAUUUUUACAACCUUCAAGAGGAAUCCAAUGACGUACUAGAAAUUAAUUUAAAAACAUUACGAAGAUGUACGACAACAUUUAAUUUUUCAGUACAAGUGGGGAAUACCACCUUGAUUUAUUUUACAAAUAGCAACAAUUAAAGCAAGAUUAUCAUAUGAGCUUAGCAGCAUUUUGUUUCAAUAUCUAAUACGAAAUAUUUGGCUACCAUGAAUCAACCCACACAAGUCUAGCUAGGAUUUGUGUGAGUUUUGUUUUUUUCUUUUUUCUUUUUUCUUUUUUGUUUUUUCUUUUUUUUUUUUUAUCUUAAUUAGAUUGUAUAAUAGAGGUAAUUUUCUCCAAUCCCUUAAUUCACCCCAUCUGCAUACUAUAUAAUUUGAAUUUAAAACCUCUUACUUCUAUUAAUUAGAAAGAAAUAAUCACUAAAUUAUUUUGAUUGUUAGCUACAAGUUUAUAUUAAUUAGUACCAUAUAUGCUAUAAAAAUUAAAUAGUUGGCUACCAUGACCAACCCUUACAAAAUAUUUGUGUAAGUUUAUAUUAAUUAGUGCCAUAUAUGCUAUACUAACUACCAACUAUAGAUCCCAAGGGAUGUCUCAACAGGCAACUCACUACUAGAAAUCCAAUCAUAAUCAACAAAACCACAUGAGUCAAAGCCCUUAUUUCAUCGGUGAAAGUGUAUAAAAGAAUAAGGUUGGUUGCUUUUUUUUUUUUUUAGCACAUUGAAUGAUAGGUUAUAUAAUAGAGAAUAGUCCUUCUCUUCCCAAAUCCUUUACCACCAUUUUAAGAUUUGAAUUUAAGAUUUACAAUGUAAAAAUUUGAGUUUCUAACCAUUGGAAUCCCAGGGAACAAUUGGUUGCUAAUAGGGAGGUCACAGCUGAUCUCCUUGCUAAUAUAUAGUUUCAACAAGGAAAGUGUAUUAAGAGACUAAGGUAAUUCUUUAUUGUUGAAAUAGGAUUUCUAGAAGUGUUUAGAAACUUAUUUGAACAUUUCAAGUUUAAAUCUUAAAAUGGGAGGGAAGAGACUCAAAAGAAGGGAGAGCUAUCUCUUACUAUAUUUUCAAAAAAGUGUGGUGCAAUUG
This is a messenger RNA of Rubroshorea leprosula, 1560 nucleotides long. The record is from the annotation of a GenBank genome assembly. NCBI's taxonomy places the organism in Eukaryota, Viridiplantae, Streptophyta, Magnoliopsida, Malvales, Dipterocarpaceae.